GCUGUUUGUAUGUCAUCGAAGUGAAACUUAAAGCCACGUAGAAGAAGUUCUCCGGAAGCUAUAUAUUGUGAGCACACGGUUUCUCCGGCCUUUCAGUCAGAGUAGCGAGGGGACUAUGGCCAAGAUCAAGGCAAGAGAUCUGCGGGGCAAGAAGAAAGAGGAGCUGCUGAAGCAGCUGGAUGAUCUGAAAAACGAGCUGUCCCAGCUCCGUGUGGCCAAGGUUACCGGAGGAGCGGCAUCCAAGCUCUCAAAGAUCUGUGUUGUCCGCAAAUCCAUCGCCAGAGUCCUGACUGUAAUCAACCAGACACAGAAGGAGAACCUGAGGAAGUUCUACAAGGGUAAGAAGUACAAGCCCCUGGAUCUGAGACCCAAGAAGACCAGAGCUCUGCGCCGCCAACUCAACAAGCAUGAGGAGAGUCUGCGAACCAAGAAGCAGCAGAGGAAGGACCUCCUCUACUCCAUCCGCACGUUUGCAGUCAAAGCUUAGAGGCUUUGACUUUGUAAGAGAUGUAGCCAAGAACCAGAGAGGAAGCCUGUCAGUGAAAUGGCUUGAGAGCCCGCUUUGAGACAACUAGAUUCUCUGGUCUGAAACCAAGAUGGAACUGGUCGGCCUCAAAGCUAUGCCUGAUGUCUGGCGGGAACCAGGCACUGCUUAUCACCUGCACAAUGCCACACCAAAGGUGAAGCGUGGUGGGGGUUACAGCAGCAGAGAUUGGGGGUCUGGUUUAGGGGUGAAAGCUGACCAGAGCAAAGUACUGAGGUCCUUAAUGAAUACCUGGUCCAGAGCAUGCAUGGUCUCAGACUGGGCCGAAGGUUCACCUUCCAACAGGACACUGACCCAGAGCAUGCAGCUAAGAUGACGUGUGAGUGGCUUACAUACAAUUCUGUGAAUGUUGUGUGUGUUCAAGACUUUGACCCACUCAAACAUCUCUGGAGAGACCUGAAAAUGGUCUUCCACCGGCCGCCCCAUCCAACUUGAUGGAGACUGAAAAUCUGUAGAGGGACAGAAAAUCAGGUGUGCAAAGCUUGCACUGCCAACAGAGUACGGAGUUCUAGGUCUGGGUACUUAUGUGAAGGAGUUGUCAUUUUUCUUUUUAAAUAAAUUUGCAAAAAAACCUAAAA
This is a messenger RNA of Cottoperca gobio, 1122 nucleotides long. RefSeq names its product 60S ribosomal protein L35. Gene Ontology annotation, molecular function: structural constituent of ribosome; mRNA binding. Lineage: Eukaryota; Metazoa; Chordata; Actinopteri; Perciformes; Bovichtidae. Gene Ontology annotation, cellular component: cytosolic large ribosomal subunit; ribosome. Gene Ontology annotation, biological process: translation; maturation of LSU-rRNA from tricistronic rRNA transcript (SSU-rRNA, 5.8S rRNA, LSU-rRNA). The record is from RefSeq and is a predicted model, not a curated record. The transcript has 4 exons. Bases 116 to 487 code for a protein of 123 amino acids.